Labeo rohita (rohu) is the source of this 1918-nucleotide messenger RNA. RefSeq names its product interferon-inducible GTPase 5. Gene Ontology annotation, cellular component: membrane. Lineage: Eukaryota; Metazoa; Chordata; Actinopteri; Cypriniformes; Cyprinidae. The coding region runs from base 392 to 1588 and encodes 398 amino acids. The transcript is spliced from 6 exons. Gene Ontology annotation, molecular function: GTP binding. The record is from RefSeq and is a predicted model, not a curated record.
CGGUCCCUAUUUUGUUUCCCGAACUACUUUGGACAUUCAGGGGACUUUCUCAACUGCUGUGGGGUGUCCCGUUUUCCUCCCGCUAUGAUAGUGCGGCCCAUAAAGCUGCUCAAAAUCUUGCUCAAGUCGGGCCUUUUUCCCGGUUACUGGCUCAUCUUGGUCAGCUGCCCCCCCCACUGCGUACAUCUUCACCAAGUUCACCUGGGAUGAUCAGGGGUGGAUCCAUCGGGGUGACAAGAAAAAGCUCUGCCACCCCAGAAUUAUCACAGAAUAAAAUAUAAAUUAGGCCUAUGUGUACUGCAUUUUUGCAGAACUGAGAAAUGACUGCCUAGAGCAUUAGCACUCCUGAAGAAACAACUAAGCUUAAAGCUUUUGAUCCACAAGCACAAAGAUGGCUACAUUUACAGAUUUUUGUGAAAUAACCCAGGUGGAUUUGGAGGAUAUUAAAGACUCCAUAUCUACUCAGGAUCUCCCAUCAGCUGUAAACAUGAUCAGAGAAUACCUCAAAGAGCAGGAUCUCAUAGAACUAAACAUUGGUGUCACUGGAGAGUCUGGUUCUGGAAAGUCCACGUUUGUCAACGCAUUCAGGGGUUUAGGAGAUGAAGAAGAGGGCUCUGCUAAAAUUGGGGUAGUGGAGACCACUACAGAGCCUGGGGUUUACCUUCACCCAAAAUACGAAAACGUAAAAGUGUGGGAUCUUCCUGGCAUCGGAACACCAAACUUCAAAGCUGAUGAGUACCUUAAACUGGUUCAGUUUGAACGCUAUGAUUUUUUCAUCAUCAUUGGUUCAGAUCGGUUCAGAGAAUGUCACACUCAGCUGGCCAAAGAGAUCAUGAAAAUGAAGAAAACAUUUUAUUUUGUUCGUUCCAAGAUUGACAUGAGCAUUGAGGCUGAAAAGAGAAAGAAAAACUUUGACCUGAAAAAGACAUUGAACACCAUCCGAGAGGACUGUGAAAACGGUCUGAGAAAGAUUGGUAUAGAGGAUCCUGUCGUGUUCCUGAUCUCUGGCUGGGAGCUCGGAAAGUAUGAUUUCAAUGCUCUGCAGGAGAGGAUGGAGAAAGAGCUUCCACAGCAUAAGAGACGUGUGCUGAUAUUGGCUUUGCCGAAUAUUACGCUGGAGAUUAAUGAGAAAAAGAAGAAAGCUCUAAAGAAGGACAUUACAAAGGUUGCCAUCCUGUCUGCUUGUGUGGCUGCUGUUCCCAUUCCUGGUCUUUCAAUCGCUGUGGAUUUAGCCAUCAUAGCAGUUGAGAUAGAAAAGUACAGCAACGCCUUUGGUCUUGAUAAGCAGUCUUUGAAGAAGGUCUGUAAAAGAUAUGGGAAGAGAAUAGAGACUGUCGAAGUUCUGAUUAAGUCAGCUUGGUAUAAAGGAAUAUUCACAGGUUCCAUCAUAGCCAUACUAAAACAGGUAUCCUUUCUGAUAACAGAAGAAGCUGUUGAGUCUAUUGUUAGCUUUGUGCCCUUUCUAGGCACUGUAGCAGCAGGAGCAAUGUCCUUUUGGGCUGUGUCAACAAUGCUGAAGAGUGCUCUGAAUGAAAUAGCAGAAGAUGCCAGGAAUGUGCUAAUGGGUUUGGUGGAGACUAAAGUGUAAUCAGACAGAUUUAAUGUACCAGUUACUUAAAGUUGUUGCAAGGUGUAUAAUAUUCAAUAGUUCAAAGUUAACUAUUUUGGAAAGAACACAAUAGUUCUGGCACAUUUUAUACACAGAAUUUUAACAGAAAAUUGUGAUUAUUUAGGCAUUGAUAACUAUUUAUGUUGUUUUGACUUUUAUAUACUCAAAAAGUAACUGAAUUAAAAACAAAUUUAUUAAAUACACUGCAUGAAACUCUGCAGAAGCAAAUGUGUUGCUUUUGGUAGGAACCUUAUUUGUUUAUUGUGUUUAUUUUAUGGGAUUUAAGUAAUUUUCCUUAAAAUAUGUGUC